Molecule: messenger RNA, 3431 nt
Organism: Dalotia coriaria
Lineage: Eukaryota; Metazoa; Arthropoda; Insecta; Coleoptera; Staphylinidae
Gene: Inx2
Product: innexin 2
Exons: 1
Coding region: 242-1321 (359 amino acids)
Biological process (GO): phototransduction
Cellular component (GO): plasma membrane; gap junction
Molecular function (GO): gap junction channel activity
Source: RefSeq, a predicted model, not a curated record
CAUCAAGCGCUAGUAGCUUCCAGCGCACAAGUAAAUACGCACUGCGAGAAAUUGAUCGCGUACUCAUUGAGAAUAAAGCGGCUGCCAAUUAAACGUGUUUCGUCAAUUAAACUACGUGCGAAUUCUCCAGUCGUCGCGCCGCGUUCCGUGCACGCGCCCGCGCGCAAAAAUUUGCAUCCAGUGUGCUUCGUAUUCGACGAAACAGUGUUUCAAGCGACGGCACCCCUAAUAAGCCAGCAUCAUGUUUGAUGUGUUCGGGUCCGUGAAGGGCCUGCUGAAGAUCGAUCAGGUGUGCAUCGACAAUAACAUCUUUCGAUUGCACUACAAAGCGACGGUGAUUGUGCUGGUUGCGUUUUCACUGCUCGUCACCAGCAGGCAGUAUAUUGGUGACCCGAUCGACUGUAUUGUCGAUGAAAUUCCAUUGAAUGUGAUGGAUACGUAUUGUUGGAUUUAUUCCACAUUCACCAUUCCUAAUCGUUUGACGGGCCGUAUUGGUCAGGAUAUGGUACGGCCCGGUGUGGCCGCCUCCGUGGAUGGACAGGACGAGAAAAAGUACCACAAGUAUUAUCAGUGGGUGUGCUUCGCGUUGUUCUUCCAGGCGAUGUUGUUCUACGUGCCGCGUUACUUAUGGAAAACGUGGGAGGGUGGCCGUAUCAAAAUGCUCGUUCAAGAGCUCAACUGCCCAAUUGUCAAUGAAGAGAGCAAGAAUGACCGGAAGAAACUGCUUGUAGAUUAUUUCUUUUCUAAUCUACGUUUGCAGAACUUUUAUGCUUAUCGUUUCUUCAUCUGUGAAGUUUUGAAUUUCAUCAACGUUGUGGGGCAGAUCUUCUUCAUGGACUACUUCCUUGAUGGUGAGUUUAGUACCUAUGGCACAGAUGUCCUCCGGUAUACCGAGAUGGAACCGGAAGAGCGCAUUGACCCAAUGGCGCGUGUCUUCCCCAAGUUGACCAAGUGUACCUUCCACAAAUACGGUCCCUCUGGUACGAUACAGAAACUCGACGGUCUCUGCGUGCUGCCGCUGAAUAUUGUCAACGAAAAGAUCUACGUAUUCCUCUGGUUUUGGUUCAUUAUCCUCAGCGUGCUGUCGGGUAUUUCACUGGUGUAUCGCGCGGCUGUCAUAAUGGGUCCCAAACUGCGCUUGUACCUGCUGCGCGCGCGGUCGCGCCUCGCUUCCCAGGAGCAGAUCGAAGUCAUCGCGAAGAAGUGCCACAUCGGCGACUGGUUCGUCCUCUACCAGCUGGGAAAGAACAUCGACCCGUUGAUAUUCAAAGAGAUCAUUAAUGAUCUUGCCAAGCGGCUGGAGGGCAAGGAAGCUGUCUAAGAACGACGCCGCUAGUACUCAACAAUUCAACAAAACUAAAACAACAAAUUUAUUAAUAAAAAAAAAUGACUCCAAUGCCAUAAUAAUUUUAUUGCUAUUUUUAUAUAAAACGAAAUCAUCUACGAAAAAAAAACAAAACACGAUUACGACGAGCGACAAUCGAAAUUGGAAACCGAAAAUCGACGCGAGCGUACGGUACGAAGAAAACGAGUUUUGUUCGAAAACAAAAGCGAGCAUCUCGGAGCUCAUCUUCGAGAAAACAUGCAACGCUGCACGCAAGAAGCAAGGCAGCGAGUUUGUUACCUGCACACAUACACAUGGCGAUACCGCCAUUAUGCCCUCGUGAGCCAUCCGCAUCUUCACGCUCGGCCAGCGCACACAACUCGUUUUUUAUGGUCGACGAGCCCGAACAAAACCGACACGAACCGAAGUAUCAUCCACAUUCCAUGCAACCUGAAAGAAAUUAAACGAUAAACGCAUACGCAUUUAAAUAUAAUAUUAGGGACCAAUUUCAAUAAGUAUAAUAUUUCUGUGAUGAUGGAGGAAGACGAUAUAACUGAAGAACUAGCCGCCGAAGAAGACUAGAAAUAAAGACUGCACUCUCACUGGCGAUGACGCAACGUCCAGCGCCAUUGCCACGGGACGACGAGAAGAAGGAAAUGUCGCACAAUUUGUUUCCGGUCGACGCGCAACAACAGGAAAAAGGAUCGCAGGUGUAAACUGAAAGUAAAGUGACUCAACACACACGAUUGAAAAUUCGUUCAAAUGGCAGUUAUUGUAGUUUCGUACAGACACUGGACUGUGAUUCAAUAUUGUAAUGAUUAUUUGUAGAUUAUUUUCAAAUGUUUGGCUUCAAAACGUGUGCAAGAUACACACACACAGAGAAGCUGGGUUAUGUUUUAAAGCGGUAGUGUAUCUAAUAAUUUAUCUCAUUUCAUUCAAGAAUCAUUUUUAUUGUGCAUGUCAAUUCCGUUAUUUAUUCUAAUCGUAUUGUGACACGUUGAUGUAUUUAUAACAACGCCCAGUAACGAACAAGCGUAUUUCCAGAUUUUUCACACAAAAUCUGCAAAUGCGGACAACCAGGGUUAGAUUGAAGCAAACGUGCAUGCUCAACACAUUCAUUCCAAAAGCAAUUGCAAGCACAGAUGUUAGGUUAUGGCGGCCAUCUUGCAUUUCGAACGAUAUAACAAUUCCAAUGGCUUUCUUUGUAAAUUUACGUUUCUCUUACGUUUAGUAGAUAUGAUUACUGCCAAUAGUAGUAGUAGCUUUCAUUCGUCUCUUCACUCCAACGUUUUAUUAUUAUUUUUGUUUGUUUUAAUAGUUUUGUAAAUCUUAUUCAUUGCAAUAGUUACAGAUGGAGCACAAGCAAAGCACAACUGUGGAUAGUCGGAUGUUCGAAGAUGUGCGCGUAUAAAAUGCACGAAAUUCCAGAUGGCAAUUGAACAAAGUACAAACUUUACACGCAAUUUUUUUACGUUUACAAUCGGCGCCAUCUUCGAACACCCACCCCCCCUCAAUAAUUGUAAUAAUUUUCUUUCGAUCAAGUUUCAUUUUAUCAUGUUUACAACAAGACAAAAGAUAAUUAUUAAGGUGUAAAACAAGCAGACAAAAAACUAUAAAUAAUAUAUCUUAUAUAUGUGAUGAAAAACUUCUAGGUAUUUAGUUAGUAUAUAGAAUUUUAAUUGAUGAUAAGAUAUGAUACAAAGUUAUGUUCCAUAUUGUUUCCACUUCGACGGGAGUAGAAAGACGUGGGCCGAUGCGAGGCGAACGCAUUUUAUGACAAUUUAUUCGAAAAUCUAUUGUGAAAUUCUCACCGAUAAAGAAAAAUACUACAUUAACAAUGUGUACUGUGUUCAUUCAUUAUAUUAAUGUUAAAUAAUUGUAACAUGCUGAUACCUAAAGUUAUAAAGUUGAAUGCGAACUCUCGCCGUUGCUUCGAUAUCGUGGAGAUGCGCUAAAAUGUCUUUCAAUAUCAGCGUCAACAUUUGAAGGAGCGGCGAGGGUGGAAAAAAUGCGAAAACCGAACGUGCCUUCUAUUUCUAUUUAUAUACUUUGUAUGGAAUUUUAUAUGCAGAAUUAAGGAAUAAAUUAAAGUAUAAAUAUUUAUAAA